AUGGUGACGUGUACAGAUCAGCGGAUACCUUGUUUUGACUUGUGUCAAUUGACCGUAACAGGACCAAUCUGUCCGACAUGUCUUUUAUCCGUAUCACCUUUCGCUGAAGUAUCAAUUUUGUCGGAUGAAGAUGGUCAUCCGGAGUUGGAUACCACGCCCUCUUCAGUCGAACAAGAAGCUGCUGUCGACCUUACUGAUAUUUACAAAUCGUUAAAAGACUCCCUUGGCAAUAAAGAUCUGAAGGUAGGGCACAUCAAUGUAAACGGUAUUAUCAACAAGCUAAAUGAAGUCCAUGUCCUUUUAAAUGAAGUGAAAUGGCAUAUUCUGGGUAUUACAGAGACUCAUCUGACUGCAUCUACCCCUGACAAUCUACUAAGACUACCUGGUUUUGACUUUGUCAGGAAGGAUAGAUCUAGCUGUAAGGGAGGUGGAGUUUUAAUUUACUAUCAAGAAAGCUUAACUGUCCAUCAGGACUUAAAAUGGGAUAUUAAAGAUUUGGAAGCAGUUUGGAUUAAUGUCACCAUGCGCUCUCAGUCAGCCCUAAUUGGAUGUCUUUAUCGUCCACCUAAAGAUAUGGCAUUUUUCAGUUCCUUACAGGGUCUGUUAAACAAGAUCUGGGUCAAAAGAAAGAAUGUUGUGCUGAUUGGUGAUGUAAAUUCUAAUCUACUUCCUGCCCCUAAUCAAGAUCAAGAUUUAUCCUUAUGUGGAACCAAACCUCAAAGGAUUCUAAACAUAUUUGGCUACCUGAAUGUUAUCAAAUCCCCCACAAGAAUUACUAAGAACAGCACCACAUUACUGGAUCUUGUCAUCACUAGCCCUAAUUUAAACUGUCUCAAGUCUGGCUCUAUAGAUCUUGGUAUUUCUGACCAUCAUCUUGUAUACUAAUAAU
Molecule: messenger RNA, 889 nt
Organism: Orbicella faveolata
Lineage: Eukaryota; Metazoa; Cnidaria; Anthozoa; Scleractinia; Merulinidae
Source: RefSeq, a predicted model, not a curated record